AUGCUGACUGGCCAGCAUGAAGACGCCCGCGAGCUGAAGGAGAACCUGGACCGGUGAGAGCACGUGGUCUUGGACAUCCUAUGCAAUUACCUCUCGGGGGAGCAGCUUCGAGACUACCAGCAUUUCGUGAAGAUGAAAUCUGGUCUGCUCAUAGAACAGCGCGAGCUGGACGACAAGAUCAAGCUAGGGCAGGAACAGCUCAAGUGGCUUCUGGAGAGCCUCCCCACGGACUUCGUGCUUAGCAGCAGAAAGGGAGCAGAACCUCCAUCAGCCACCGGGACCAGCUGACCUCCUGCACCAGCAUCUUCACUCUGACCCUUCCAGACGCGGCUGCAUCAAACCUUUUCUUCUCAGAAUUAUUUAAUCAGAAAUCUCUUUUAACUUUUUUUAAAAAAAAUAAUAAUUGAGGGAGGAUUUAAUUAUUAUUUUUUAAUUAAUGUUGGGGUGGGGGGGGAAUAAACAGCACGGAAAGAUUUCUUUUUCUUCUUCAUCUUCUCCCAGAGAUCACGAUUUAAAUCUGUUUGGAAUACAUUGGAUUCUUGUGGCCAAGCAAGAUGCAGAAGAGACUGGCAGGAGGGAGGUCAGUAGCUAAUUAUAAAUAAACUCAAGCUGUCCCUGCUGAAGGAGUCUUGCCCCCCCCCCCCUGAGCACCUGACAGUCGUUAAAAUAAUGAAGAAUAUACAAUAAUGAAGCCUUCAUUAAAAUAUUAAUGAGAGACCUGCUGUCUUGAACAAUAUCCAUAUUUAUAUGUUUUAAAGCUACAAGAUAGGAUUCUGUAAAGAUUUUGUACAUACGCUAACCAGUUAUCGAUUCUACUUCAACAUGUACGUAGGGGGGAAAUGGUUAAAUAUUAUUAUUUUUUGUGCUUCACAUGGGAAAAGAAAAGUGGAACACCCUCGCCCCCCCCCCCCAAAACCAUAGUCACACACCAUAUCUAAAUAAAGGACUAGCCGAAAAAGCUACAGGCCAGGAUCCAAGAAUGCUUGCAUGCAGAAAGAUGUACUUGGUGAAUGUCAACCCAGACGUUGGAUGUGGGUGCAGUUUGGCAUCUCGUUUUCCCUGGGCAAGGAUCCCCAGUCAGAGUGCUAUGGCUCUGUCCUUUUUCUCCCUCACCCCUGCAUGGUGGGAUCCAGUGCAGGUCUGUGAGCAGGGUCCCCCCCCCACCGUACCAUCGAGGGGGUCACUGGAUUGCAGCUUUUUAUCUCUCUCAGUGCCCAGUGAAUGUUGCCAGUAAGUGACCUUUCCACAAAAGCGUUGCACAGCAAAAUCCCGUCUUCCAGAUCUGCAGUGCAAAGCAGCUGCCGUUGGAACAAGCACUUGUGUGAACCAAACAACUCAGGAGUCAACGUGAAACUGAAGCAAAGAGAUACUUCCUCCUUGAGACUCCCUCUUGGGCUCUGUGAUAUUAUUAUUUUUUUAAAAAAGAAAAACAGUAACAAGAGAAAGCAUGGAACUGCAUGCAGCCUGCAAACUUAUUUGAAUGACUUCUUGAGGUGGUUCAUUGAAUGUCCUUAUUUAUAGAUUGCUUUAAACGGAAAUGGAAAAAAUAAAUUCUUCAUGCUCCUGCUAUUUGCAGAAUCUAAUGAUUUGCAGAAUCUAAUGAACAUUAAUAAAUUAAGCACUUUGAAAUCCAUAUAUAUUUGGCAGACUAGAUCCAAUACUUCCAACUGAAUGAAAGACAAGAAAAAUAGGGUUUCCUGGAGAAAUAUCAAAAUGACUGGGAAAGGCUGUGGAGGGAAGACAUAAGAUUCAUUGCAUGUUAUAAGGGGGCGGUGAAGAAGGAGGGAAGAGAAGGAAGGCUGUCCUGUUCUCAGAUUGGGGACAGCCUCCCACCUCCUUCUUCCCAACCUGUAGAAGGACCAGACUCAAAUUCCUCACCUCUUGACCCCUCAGCAAAUGUCCAAGCUACAACCCCAGGGUGAAGAGCAAACCUCAACCCCACAAAUUUGUAGGAAGGCCACUUCAACUUCAUCUAGUGCUCAGUCGCUUUCUUCACUGUCUUCCCAGUGCUCCCGGGCAAGCUCUAAGGGCUCACUGACAUCCCUGAGGUCCAUAGACUAUGCUACAAACCACUACUCUGCCAUCCGGUCCAAGCCGAAUCACAUGGUUUCCAUGCUGCCUAGGAGGGGCAAUGUGGCAGAAAACUACAUAGGCUGCCACCCAGUGAAGUACAACUUAAAGCCUAGGCAGCGGAUCAGCACAAGCCUCAUAAACCACAGAAACUUUGCACUGUAUUCAUCAAAUGACUGCUUCUGAGAAAUGGAAUCGUGAGAGCUGGCACACAUAAUUGCCAUACAGGGGGUGCUGCUGGCUUGGUGGUGGUGGUUUUUUUAACUUGGCUGCCCAGCCAUCUUUGUGAUAUUGCAAGCCUUUCUCAGGCUUUGCCGUGCCAUGGAGAAGAAUGGUUUGGAAUGCCAACCAAUAUGCACAUUAUACCUUGCGGCACAAAGGUAGCCAUCACAUGGAAAGACCUUCACGUUGCUCUUUGUGGCUUACAUUUUGUGUGCGCCACUUGUAAGUGUUCCAGCCUUCACACCUGGUCAAUUCUGUGCUGCCCUUACAAAUGUUGCUUUGUAGUGCUUUUUUUGGUCUAAGAAAUCAUGGGGUGACUUGGUUUCAUCAAGGGACUAUAAUAUUAGAUGUUUAGUGCAAAAAGAAAGUGUUUGCAACUGUGAUUGUAGUAUUCAUCUUUUAAAAAUAUAAACAUUGCAAGUUUUGGCACGCUUUCUGUAUGCACAGCAGCUAUAUGUAAUAAAUCGUCAUCUUUAUCUAAAAGCAUCCAGCAUUAAAAAUCUCCUGAUACACAGCUCAGGAGAUCGAGAGGGAGAAGGAAGAGAAGGCAGGAAGAUUAAUCAUGUCAGACCACUAACUCCUCGAAAUACAAAUGUCUUCCGGAUAGAUUGCCCAUAAACUCCACCCUUGGUCCAACACGGUUACCUCUUCCAUGCUUAGCUAAUCUGUUCCUCCUUCCCUCUCUGAGGAAAAAACCUAUACCUUUUCCCCAUACAAAUGUUUAACUUUAGCAUAUAAAAUACACAUUAAUAUAAGCAACAUCAAAAUACCAAAAACCAGUAUAAGCACAGGGUGCCAAGCCAAAUUUAAAAUGUUGGUCAUGGUAGGGCUCUAUCCUGAUAAGAUGUCCCACCAAAGGUGUGUGGUUCAAUCCUGAAUAUCCUGAGUGACUCUUCUUAGCUUGGCUUGUUUUACUACGGCAAUAUUAGUACUUUACAUUAUGACACAUUCCAAGUUUUUCCACAAUCUUCAUGUACUUUCUCAUUCCUUUUCUCCAAGCAGACUGAAUCCCUCGCAAACACCCCAUCGGAUACCUGCAGCCACACAACUCAAACCCUGCCAGCACUGAACUGUUCAGUUACUUCAACCACUCCACAUUUGCUGAGGGUGCAUUUGCAUUCCUCCGUUUGGAGGUACAAUGACACCAUUUGCAGCCACUGGAAUCAGCCAGCAAGUGAUUCACAAGAGCCAGAUUCUGGACUUGAAGAAUCCCAAGCACAUUUAUCUUCAUUUUUCAUUCUGACCAAAAUUAUGCCAAUAACCGUAAACUAAAUUUGGCAUCAAUUGUGUCUUUAUUUGGGGAGGUCUUGGGGGUCUUAACACGCAAGGCACCAAAGUCAGCCAUGGAAAUCUUGCCACACGUCAUAGAUUCCAUAGGUCCUCUCCAGUUGUUCAGAAGAUAGAAGAAGAAGAGAGAGAAAAGACCUUGACUGGGGAAAGGAUCAGAAAAUAUUUGCUACUGCAAAGGUAGCAUUUCUGUUUUUAAAAUAUAUACAUGGGGCUUUUUUGCAAAGAGAAGCAUUUUCUGCGUGCACACAAUAGAGAAUCAACCAGGCUGGCAAGCAAGGGGCAGUAUCUAUUGAUCUCUCUCGAAGUCGCUUGCUUGCUUCUCCCGCCUUAAGGAAGGAAAUCUUGCCCUUCUGCAAAUCCCUGCUGGUUUCUCCUCCUUCAUGGCCAUGAAAGGAAUCAGCCCCGUCUGAUCAGUCAGGAUCUGCUAGGAAGCAAGCUCUCUGAUCAGAGCCUCACCAUCACCCAGGGAACGAACAACAGAACGAAGCCCCUCGGCCAGUGACUCCUGCUGCACAGGCCUUCAAUAAAAUGCCAUGAGUCUUGCCAAAACAAAAAAACCAGAGCCCGGCUCAGGAGGAGCCCAAGAACCUCCUUUACGACAUGAAUGACUGCUACUCCAAGCUGCGCGAGCUGGUGCCGAGGAUCCCACAAGGCACCAAAGUCAGCCAAGUGGAAAUCUUGCAGCAUGUAAUCGACUAUAUCUUUGACCUGCAGAUCAUGCUAGAGGAACAGGCAAAGAAGGGGCAAGAUUCGCCCGCAGCUCAGACUUCCCUACUCUCUUUAAAAGCAGCAGAGCGGGCAUCCGAACUUUGCUCAAAAGAGGAGAGGAAUCUCUGCCACUAA
Messenger RNA from Podarcis lilfordi (Lilford's wall lizard), 4425 nucleotides. Lineage: Eukaryota; Metazoa; Chordata; Lepidosauria; Squamata; Lacertidae. The record is from the annotation of a GenBank genome assembly.